Nothobranchius furzeri (turquoise killifish) is the source of this 1962-nucleotide messenger RNA. NCBI's taxonomy places the organism in Eukaryota, Metazoa, Chordata, Actinopteri, Cyprinodontiformes, Nothobranchiidae. The record is from RefSeq and is a predicted model, not a curated record.
GCUGGAGGACAGGGACAUAAUCGGACCUGCUGAUGCCAACUUUCAUCAAAGGACUUUUGACAAGUUACUUAUUUGUUUAUAUUAUAUUUUGUUUUGUUAUUUUGUUUAGUCGAACUUUUCUUCACACAUAAAGUCAGAAUUUAUUGACUCACAACUAAAGAUUCGGAUCGGAGUGAACUUCCUGCUGAGAUUGGGAAGCUGAAGAAGCUUGAGACCCUGAGUCUGAAUGGGAAUCAGAUUCAACAGCUGCCCCCCUCUCUUGGCCAGCUCAAAGCCCUGCGGACCCUGUCCCUGGCUGGGAACCAGAUCUCCAAGUUCCCCUUAGGACUGGGAUCCCUGAGGCAGCUGGACUUGCUGGACCUGUCCCAGAACCAGAUUCAGAGUGUCCCUGCAGAGGUUGCUGAGCUGCAGGCCAUUGAGAUCAACCUGAACCAGAACCAGAUCUCAGUGGUGUCGGCAGAAGUCUCUCACUGUCCCCGUCUAAAGGUUCUCCGUUUGGAGGAAAACUGUCUUGAGUUGUCCUCCAUCCCCCAGUCCAUCCUGGCCGAAUCCCAGGUGUCCCUGUUCUCCGUGGAAGGGAACCUGUUUGAAGUCAAGAAGCUUCGAGACCUGGAGGGAUACGACAAGUACAUGGAGCGCUUCACAGCCACUAAGAAGAAGUUUGCCUGAAGCUCUGAUGAUGGUAAAACCUGGACCUCCACUAGGUACAGAGUCGUCUCAGCUUUGGCCCAAGCUGCCCCUGCACCCCCCACAGCUGCUUAUUCUCCAGGAGCUAAACCAAACCUGAGGAGGUGACGUGGUCCUCAAAAAGACCUAACCCUGCUGCCAGAUGGGUCCUAACACACAAACUGCUACAAUAGUAGAAGUAUUUUAUUUUCAGAUGUAAAGCUUUAAAGCUUCAUUCUUCACGAUGGACAUCAACUUCUACCACCAGCAGGUAAGGUGGAGGUCAUGGACCACCUCCAGAUGUUACAGAAGAAACCUGAUCCAGAACGAGGAUCUCUCAGAGGAUAGCAUGUCCUGCAGCCAGAACAUUCUCUUCUUCUGCUUCAGAUGAUUGUUGUUAACUUAACCCACAACUUGUCCACGAUCCAACCCCUAACCAGGAGAUUGCUGUAACGGCAGGAGGAGUAAACCGUCAGAGGAGCUGGUCUCAGAGUUCACAUUCUCAGUCUAUUGUCCUAACAUCAAACACAUCAGGGUUCCUGUAUGAAAGGCUGAGUUCUUCUGGUUCGUGUCGGGACUCGGUUCUGGUGCUUGGGUUUUCACCCUCACAGAGCUGGUGCUGGACCUUGAUCCUGACGCGUCUAAUCAUUAGUUCAUCAUGCUCACAAAUGAAGGAAGGGAACAUCUGCGGGUUUGGAGAUGUUUCCUUUUUCACAACAUUGCUUCUGUUUCAAUGUUUUACCUUCUCAGAGCUGCAAGUUGAGUCUGAGGAACCUAACCUCCAGCUUCUGCUUGUCCAGGCUGUUCUUGAUCAUCAUGACCAACCGUGGCAUUCUAACUGUAACGCACUGCUGUCAAUGAUGUCAUUGAUUUGAUCUUUUUAGAAUUUAAUGUCUUCAGUCGGUUCUGACCCGAUUCACCUGGACCUACCUGUGUCUGCUGUCCAGGUGUUUUAACCCUUUUAUUGUGAAACAUUAAAGCUUCAUGCCAGACUGAUUGUUCCUGUUCCUGCUAACACACUAAACAUGACAUUUAUUAUUCACAUAGUUUUAUUUUUUUGUAGAUUUAUUAUUUAUUAAAACUCCUUUAAAAUCUGAAACUGGGAUUUGAACCUGAGGAAUGGCUGAAGACUUUUUUUCUGGCAAUAUUAGUAAGAUUUCUGCUAACCAGUCUGACUCGUUCUGUGUUUGGAGCUUUAGAUUGGCUGGUGGAAUGAAGGAACUCUUCUUAUUGGUGGAUUUUUGUGGUCUUGAAUCUUUCCUCCUGCGUUUAAAUAAAGCUUGUGUCAGAAAGCCA